AUGGGCGCUCCAUCCGCAGCACCGCGCUGUCUACGUGACAGCAUUUGUGAGUCUGCGGGGACAGAGCAGCGAACAAGGGGAUGGAUUUCGCGGCUCGGAGCGCCAGGGCAGCGCUGUGCAGCGCGGGGAAGGCGGGAGGGACCUUCCGCGGCUCCCGCCCGCUGCGCGGAGCGCCGCCCCGCGCAGGGCGCGCUCCUGGACCGCAACCGCGAGGCCGGGCGCGACAGCAAGGCCGCCCUGGACGCGCUCUUCGAGGCGCAGCGCACCCUCUUCAUCCAGUGCGACGUGACCGAGCCCGAGCAGCUGAAAGGUGCUUUUGAAAAAGUAAUUGAACAUUUCGGAAGGCUGGAUAUAGUGGUUAAUAAUGCUGGAGUGAAUAAUGAAAAGGACUGGGAAAGCACUAUACAAAUUAACUUGACAUCGGUGAUUAGAGGAACCUACCUUGGCCUAGAAUAUAUGAGAAAAGGAAAUGGAGGUGAUGGAGGAGUAAUCAUUAAUAUCUCAUCCCUGGCAGGACUCAUGCCUGCUGCAUUCCAGCCAGUGUACUGUGCUACAAAACAUGGUGUAAUUGGAUUCACACGAUCAAUAGCAUUAGCUGCUAGUAUGGAAAACUAUGGUGUUAGACUCAACACUAUUUGUCCAGGAUUUGUCAACACACCAAUUCUUCAGUCAAUAGAUAAAGAAGAGAAUAUGGGACAAUAUUAUUCAUACAAGGAUGAGAUCAAAAACAUGAUGCAGUUCUAUGGUGUGAUGGAUCCAUCAAUAAUAGCUGAAGGACUGAUAACAAUAAUUGAAGAUGAUACUCUAAAUGGAGAAGUUAUGAAGAUUACAGCAUCACAAGGGAUUCAUUUUCAACAAUACAACCAAUUGCCUUUUUCACCAUCAAAGAGAUAAAAGUACUUGUUCUAUGCCUUUUUGUUUACUUUUAUUAAAUAUAUAUUUUUUGAAA
Tinamus guttatus (white-throated tinamou) is the source of this 949-nucleotide messenger RNA. The record is from RefSeq and is a predicted model, not a curated record. NCBI's taxonomy places the organism in Eukaryota, Metazoa, Chordata, Aves, Tinamiformes, Tinamidae.